Scheffersomyces coipomensis is the source of this 2592-nucleotide messenger RNA. It is a transcript of the gene MNN15, whose product is annotated as putative alpha-1,3-mannosyltransferase. Gene Ontology annotation, biological process: protein O-linked glycosylation. Gene Ontology annotation, molecular function: alpha-1,3-mannosyltransferase activity. The record is from RefSeq and is a predicted model, not a curated record. Lineage: Eukaryota; Fungi; Ascomycota; Pichiomycetes; Serinales; Debaryomycetaceae. The transcript has a single exon. Gene Ontology annotation, cellular component: Golgi apparatus. The coding region runs from base 1 to 2592 and encodes 863 amino acids.
AUGAGAGUUUCCAUACGAAGAUUCGCUCUUGUGAUACUACUAUUCUUCUUAGGUGGUACCAUCUACUCCGCCAUCUAUGUUAACUAUAUUCACAUACACCGGUUAUAUCAGGAUAUAUUCAUCUUUGAACAAUUUGAUAGUGAAAGUUUUAAAGCAUCUGAUUUAAUCAUAAAGAAUGAAAUCCAUUAUCCAAACUAUGUCUAUUCUGGUUAUAAAGAUUUCAUUUCAUCAUUCAAUUCAAAACUGUUAAGUGCUAUUAAAGCGUUACCACUUGAAGAAAAAUGUCAGGCUGUGUUUGAACAAUUUCAUGAAACUGAUCCCGAUUGGAAAUUCCCUUCUUUCGUGGAUCCUGAUUACUUAUAUGAUAAAAGUAUUGAAAACAAACAAGGUUACUUUCAUCGAGCUCAAGAUAGAUUACGUAAAACAAGACCUGAAGAUGAAAGAAAUAUCACUUAUCGCGAUAAUAUAGGAAUUAAUAAUGAUUUCAAUCGACAAAUCAUGAAAACUAAACAAAUUGAACAAAAAAUGGCUGAUAUAACCACUUUAAUGAGAUUAUAUGAUAAAUGUUUUAUCAAAAAUGACGAUCAACUUACCCCUAAUUUAAAAGAAUUAUAUGAUAGAUUUACUUCAAAAUUAUUUCAUUAUAUAACUCCAAAUCUUCCAUUAUUUCAAUUAUCAGAUCAUAGAGAAAUACCAGCUAAUGAAUUCCCCGUCUUGAAUAAAGAUAAUGAAUUCUUAGGUGAUACUAUCUCAUUCGAUCCUGAAAAGGAAAAUAUCAUUGAAUUCAUUCAUAAACAUAGUAAUGGUAGAGGUAUUGUCAUAUCAGCCACUACAAGACAUGCAAAAGAUCUUACAAGAUUAAUCAGAAUAUUAAGAGCUCUUAAUAAUAAAUUACCUAUUCAAAUUCUUUAUAAGGGAGAUAUUAAUAAACGAUCAAAGGAAUAUAUAGAAUUAACUGCCACUUGUGAUGUUGAAUUCUUAUUAAAUAAAGAACAUACCAACAUCUAUGAGAAAUUCAUGCCUGAAUUGGAUUUAUUAAAUGAUUAUAAAUCAUAUGGAUCGGAAUUCCCUAAACAACAAGUGAUGUUUGUUAAUAUCGUUCAUACUAUCGCUAAGAAUUUCAAAUAUGGUUUCCCUGGAUAUUCAAAUAAAGUACUUGCAUUAUUAUUCAGUUCAUUUAAAGAAAUCAUUAUGUUAGAUGCUGAUACAGUUCCAUUAGUUCAACUUGAACAUUUUUUCAAUUCCGAAGAAUAUCUUAAUUCAAAAACUUAUUUCUUUAGAGAUCGUACUUUACGUGAUAUCAAUAGUUAUAUUGAAACUAAUUAUUUCACCAAAUUAAUGCCAUCUAGUGAGAAAUCCAUUGAUGUAUUGUUUGACAUACCGAGAAUCACCGACAAAACCUUGAAAAACAAUUAUAUGACAGGUUUCAGACAUCAUCAAGAAGCAGGAGUGGUGGUGAUUGAUAAAGUUGAACAUUUUGGAGGGUUAUUAAUGGGAUUACCAUUAUCAUUAUGGAGAGAACCAGUUAAAUCUUCGAUCUGGGGUGAUAAAGAAAUGUAUUGGUUAGGAUUAUCCAUGGCAGGAGAUGAAAAUUAUGAAUUUAAUAAGUAUGAAGCAGCAAGUGUAGGUGAAUUUACAGUUAAAAAUGAUCAUAAAUAUUAUACUAAUACUAAAGCUAAAGAAAUUUGUUCAUCUCAUCCUGGUCAUGUGGGUAAAGAUGGGAAAUUAUUAUGGAUUAAUUCUGGGUUUGGGUAUUGUAAGAAGAAUGGGUAUUAUAGAGAUAGGGUUAAACAUCCAUUUGCGUUAUUAGAUCCUGAAGAAUUGAAUGUUUUAUUUAGUUCUCCCUUGAAGAUAAGAGCAGCUAUCGUUCCACCUAAAAUUCCUUAUUUCAGACAACCAUAUUCUCCAACUGAUUCAACUGCAGAAAGAGCAGUGGCUAAAAAAUGGAAAGAACGGAAGAAGGAUGUGGAUGAAAUUUCUCCAAUUGUAGAUGGUAAAGUUCAAUUAUUUGUUGAUGAUCAUGAUCCUCAAAAGGGUUGGGUUAAGAAUUCAAUUUGUUUUGGUUAUCAAUACUGUGCCUAUGAUUUAAUUGAAAGUUAUGAUAGUACGGAAGAUAAAAUCAUUUAUGAUAGAGGUUAUUCAUUUGAAUUUAAAGAAGAAGAUGUCAAAUUUUAUGAUUAUUUAAGUAAAGUUUGGAUAACGGCUUCAAGAACUAAUCCAUCUGGUGCGGUUGAAAAACCACAUAAAGAACCACCACCAAAACCAAUACCAAUCGUAUUAAGACCCGGUAAAGUGGAUAUUGACAAUGGUAUUGAAGCUCAUAAUAAAGCACAAGCAGCUAAAGAAAAUAAUAAAGAAAACAACGAAGUGAUUAAAAUAAUAUCUCCUCCUGUUGAUGUUCAAGCUCAAAUUGAUGAUAUACGAGAAGUUCAUGGAUUGGCUAAUAAUAGAAAAGGAAAUGGAUUGGAAAGUGAUGCUCAAAUUCAAAAACAACUCACGGAUGAAGGGGCAGAUAAAGAUGACGAUGAUGAACAACCAGAGAUAUUACCACCACCAAUCGAUGGCGAUGACAUUAAUGACAAGAUUAAAUAG